This is a messenger RNA of Cladophialophora yegresii CBS 114405, 1425 nucleotides long. RefSeq lists its product as uncharacterized. Bases 1 to 1425 code for a protein of 474 amino acids. NCBI's taxonomy places the organism in Eukaryota, Fungi, Ascomycota, Eurotiomycetes, Chaetothyriales, Herpotrichiellaceae. The transcript is spliced from 2 exons. The record is from RefSeq and is a predicted model, not a curated record.
AUGGGGUUGCCGGACAUGGACGGGCCUGCCCACGCCGAGGUCAAAACCGAUGAUACCAGAAGCUUCGACGUCGCGCCGCGCUUCUCCAUCCGGGCGGUGGAUGGACGUCGUGGAGGCGAGUCACACGAACAAAAGGGGCAUCAUCAAAGUUUCCUGGUCGCCGGUCCGAAAGUCGAUGUGCCAAAAACCAUCAUCUUUCACCCCGACCCCGAUCCGUCGUUGGGUAAAGUUAUGGACAAGUUUGUGGGGACUUUCGGGUAUGUUUGGCUGGAACGAAAUGCUGCUCAAGCUGACACCUUUCAGUACGCGCUCUUUCUUCCCUUGGUCGAUGUAGGCGAUCUGGGGUCGGGCUUGAACACGAUUUUCCUUCCCACAAACGGGUUCGGCGAGGAUAAAGGCAAGGACAAUCUUCUCCAGAUCAACCUGACGAUUGAGAGGCUGCAAUUCAUGCAGGGCUCCGUCCUUGGCAAGAUUCCCAAUCGAGGAUUCCAUACUCAAGGGAAUGUGGCCCUGACCGGGAUACCUUAUCAGCAGACGGUAUCUGACCGGCUCAACAAGGAUACCGGCAGAGCAGACCUGACAGACCCGGUGGCUAUUCAUUUUGAACAAGGCCUGUUCUUGUUGACUCCUGCGACGGAUUCGCCCAAGAACCCGGCCACGAUUUCCCGCAUGGCGUCGAUCCCACACGGAACUGCCUUCACCACUCAAGACAUCGAGCCACAGAGCAUGAUUCCGACAGCGCCCGUGAUUCCGGAUAUAAACAUUAUGCCGUUUCCCGUGACGGGGACUGCGACGAUCGGCAAAGCCACCGGCGGGUUGCAGAACAUGACAGACGAGGUUGUUGACAAGAGGAUCCGUGAACCAGAAAACCUGAAAAAGUUUCAAGACACCAAGGUUCUCACUCUGGCCGAUGUUAACAAUCCGAACCAGUUCCUUCAAGCCAUCAACGCGAAAAAGCAGUUUGUCGGCCACUGGACGUUUACUCUGAAGUCUCGACAUCCAAACCUGGGAGGCGGCGGCGUGUCCAACAUAGCAUUCCUUGCCGACGGUGACAAGACGAAAGGGUUCUUCAAGGAUGCGGUGAAGGGCAACGCGAAUGCGACUGACGUGACAUGCCAAUACUGGGUGUCGAUUGUGAAGCACAAGGUUGAGAUACCAGCGGAUGAUUACACAAACAAAGACGCCACGGACCUUUUGCCGACUGACAAUCAAGUUGAUGUCCCCGGCCCGAGAUUCCACAUCCAGGUGGGAAAGAAACUCACCAGCAAGAAGACGAUCGAUCUUACUUCGACGCAAAUUCAAUAUUCUCAAAACGUGAGGCUGGACUUUGGCAUAUUAGCCUGGCCGCACGUUUCGGUGGCGACGCUGGCUCCCGACCUGCCGAUUUUCAUCCCCUCAACCCACCCUGCGGUUGCAGCGUUGUAA